AUGUCAGACCAAAGGAUAUUUACAAGGUACAAAGCAAAUGAAAUUAGAUCUGAAUUACAGAUGGUUGAUGUAAAAAAGAUGAAAUCUGGUGUCACCAAAAAGAAAAACGCGUUAAGAAAGAUAAUUGCCAAUCUAACUUUAGGUAAUUAUUCUGAAAUGUUACUUCUUUUACCUGAGAUUUUAAAAUUUUGGAAGAUAGAAGAUGAUAUGGAGGUCAAACGAAUUUGCCACGAGUAUAUUAGAACGAUUGGGUCAAUUAAACCAAGAAGCACUGUAGAAUCCUUGCCAUUUAUAAUGAAUGAUCUGCGCAGUAGAAAUGAAAAAGUUCAAAUUAUGGCAUUAGAAACAUUAGUAUCUAUACCAUUCAGUAAAUUUACGGAGGAGGCAUUUGAUUUUAUUGUUCAUCUAACUAGUAAAAAAUCAGUCCCUGAACAAUUGAUGAAGAAUGCAAUUUAUUCCUUGGUUCAACUGGAUGAUUAUGAUCAUGAAAGGGUAGCAUCAUUAUUAAAUCUAUUGUACGAUAUUGUUACUAAUCAAAUAGAGAAACCAACCAUUCAAAUAGCUGCUUUGAAUGCACUUUGUAUGAUUCAUGAGGUAGAUGGGAAAACUCAGCCAGUUCAUAUAUCGGUGGAUAUUGCUUUUAACAUAUUAGAAUUACUUCCAACUCUGAAUGAGUGGGAUACAGCCACAUUACUAGAAAUUUUACCAAUAACAGUGGUGCCGCAGACUCAUGAUGAUGCAUAUGAUAUGAUUGAUAUGGUAUUACCACAACUCCAGCAUGUUAAUUCGGCAGUUUCAUUGAGUGCUCUAAAAAUUGUGCUUUAUUUAUUAAAUUAUAUUGAAGAAGUCAACCAAACUAUUAUUAAAAGAUUAUCUAAUUCUGUGAUAGCACUUUUGGAAAAACCGGCAGAACUACAGUUUCUAGUUUUGAGAAACGUAAUCCUGUUAUUAUUGAGUAGAGAACAAUCACUAUUGAAAUUGAAUGUACCAUAUUUUUUUAUCGAAUACAAUGACCCUAUAUAUAUUAAAGACACAAAACUUGAGUGUCUUUACCUUUUAUCGAAUGAGGAAACAUUGACCCAAAUAUUGGAUGAGUUGGAAGAACACGCUACCGAUAUCGAUAUACAAAUGUCUAGAAAGGCAGUUAGAGCUAUAGGUAAUCUGGCAGUUAAACUAGGUGAAAAUUCUGCAGGUAAAUGUGUCGAUAUCCUUUUGCAUUUACUUGAAUUCGGAGUAGAUUACGUUAUUCAGGAAAUAAUAUCAGUGUUUCGAAAUAUAUUGAGAAAAUAUCCAAAAGAUUUUAAAAGUGACGUAAGAGCUUUGGCGAAGUAUGCUGGUUAUGCCCAGGAAACGGAAUCAAGAAAUGCAAUGAUCUGGAUUAUUACACAAUAUUCUGAUAUCCUUCCUGAUUAUUUGAAGCUCUUUGAGACUUUUUGCACCAAUGUAUUGGAUGAGGCACCUGAAGUUCAAUUUUCUGUUUUAACCUCAAGUAUAAAAUUUUUUGUUAGAUAUCCUUCUGUUGAAACCGAAAAACUGUGUAUACGAUUAUUACGUGAGUGUACAGAAGAUGCUAAUAAUCCAGAUCUUCGAAGCCGGGCAUUUAUGUACUGGAGAUUACUGUCACUCGCUAGGGAAGAUGGGAAUAAUGUGACGAAUGAAAUGUUAAAAGAUAUUGUCGAUGGAGAACUACCAAAAAUUGAACUUAAUACAAAAUUAGACUCCGCUAUUUUAGAGGAAUUGGAAUUGAACGUUGGUAGCAUUACAUCCAUCUAUUUGAAGCCUACUUCGCAGAUUUUCCGCAUGAGUAGUAUGAAAAGUUUACCAAACAGUCCUGUACUGAACUCGAACAAGUCCUUGUUAAAAGUGAUUGAUGAUUUAACAUCAAUAGGGGUUUCUCACUCGAAUGACAGGGUAAUCGGAAAGAACCAUAAAUCUAUCAAAAAUAACAAACCAGUAGUACAUACUAUGAACGACUUUGAUAAACCAGCUGAAACGGUCAAUCACUUAAAGGGUAGCAGAAAAUCAAGUAUUAGCAGUCCAUCUAAACUAGCGAGAAAGCCAUCAAUGUUAAUGCGAAAAUUGACUUUGAAAAAGAAAUUUUAA
This is a messenger RNA of Maudiozyma barnettii, 2103 nucleotides long. RefSeq names its product Apl1p (gene APL1). The record is from RefSeq and is a predicted model, not a curated record. Gene Ontology annotation, biological process: intracellular protein transport; vesicle-mediated transport. Lineage: Eukaryota; Fungi; Ascomycota; Saccharomycetes; Saccharomycetales; Saccharomycetaceae. The transcript has a single exon. The coding region runs from base 1 to 2103 and encodes 700 amino acids. Gene Ontology annotation, molecular function: clathrin binding. Gene Ontology annotation, cellular component: membrane coat.